Aegilops tauschii subsp. strangulata is the source of this 1484-nucleotide messenger RNA. Its product is annotated as SNF1-related protein kinase regulatory subunit gamma-1. Lineage: Eukaryota; Viridiplantae; Streptophyta; Magnoliopsida; Poales; Poaceae. The record is from RefSeq and is a predicted model, not a curated record.
AUGCGCAUGCGACGGUGCGCGAAGCUCCGCGUGUCCCCGGCACCCGCAGACGUGUCCCGGCAACUGCAAAGCAAAAGGAACAUUGGCAGAAACCGUCACGGCCAGAAGCAGCUAGACGCACGAGACAAGGGACGGGGCAGACCAGAGAUGGAGAUGGCAACAGUAGCAGCACCGGCGGCCGGCCGCAGCGGAGGAGCGACGACGGCGUCAGGGGAGUACUGGAGCGAGGCGCUUAAGUCGUUCCUCGACCACAUCCCCGUCUCCUCUCUCUCCGGCGCGCUCCAGUCCUCUCCCUCCCCAGCGUUGGAGCUCAACCUUGAUGCCUGCGUGCUGGACGCCAUCGGUUCCAUGCGCCCCGCCAAUGCGGGCGGCGCCGUGAUCGUCGACGAGGUCCACCGUAGCCUUGGCAAGUUCGUGGACCGCGACAUAGGAUACGUCGAUUUGCCCAGCCUCGUCUUAUGGGCACUCGAGGAACUUGACAGGGUGAGCACUGAACGACAAGACAAGAGUUCCGACUUCCUCUCAAGUCUGAAACUGCAUCCUCAGAUUGCAGAAACCAAGAUCGCCUGGUUAGCGAAGCUGUUCCUGUUGGAGCCAUUCUUCCCCGUUCGGUCCCAUGAUACGCUUUUCCAUGCAAUGCUGCUCUUCUCCAAACACCACAGGCUCAAUGUGAUACCUGUUGUUGAGUCGGUCAACUCCAGUGUUGACGGAUUUGUUACUCAGAAUGCAGUCAUGGAGCUGCUUCUCCAAUCAAGUGGUCUUGAAUGGCUCGAUAAAAUCGCAGACAAACAACUAUCGGUAUUUAGAUUUGCCAAUGCAAGCAAGCCUGUUCUUGUGUACUCGGAUGAGAUUGUGGCCUACGCAUUUGGUGUUCUUUCGAAGGAGAAGACAGGAGUUGCAGUCAUCGACCGAAAAACUCGGCGGUUGAUUGGAAUGAUUCAGUGCAGCGAUGUUUACCUGCUGUUGGACGAUAGCUCCUUGUUCAGCAACAGAAAGAUCAUGAGUGCUGAGGAAUUCGUCAAGCUGAAGAACAAGGAUGACAAAUGCAGCACGGAGCAUUCAUCGGAAUCUGAGGGCCAGAGCGUCCCCAGCCUCAGAAGCAGAGUGCAGCAACCUGUUGUAACGCACAGGAGGUCCGACACCCUGAAGCAAGCAAUGGAGAAUCUAGCAGCUUCAGGAAGCAGCUGCAGCUUCAUCGUGGACGAGCAGGGGCACGUGGAAGGAGUCGUGGCGCCAAGAGAUAUCAUCUCCGUCUUCUCCCCGCCGUGCAUGGACUCGAGGAUCGAUGGGGGUACCUUCUUCUCGGCCGCGCUUGAGCAGGCCGGCUGCCGCGUUGAGAAUGGACAGAUAAUUAGGAACACUUAGCUAGUCAUGAUCGGAGAGAUUGCAUUUCGUUAGGGCAGAGUGCAGAUAACUAACUCGUCAGUUCAUCUGUUUGCUCUUCACUAAUAGGAGUAUUUUUGCACUGUCAAAAGUUACUGUCA